AUGCCUGACGGAAUUACUUCUGUUCCUACUCCCGAGCCCGUCUUCCCACCUUUCGAGUACUCCAAGCUGCUCGACAAGGCCAACUUUGGCGACUGGCGAGACGAGCUUGUCACCAGUGGAUACACUGUUAUCAAGGGCGCCGUCCCACGCGAGCGUGCUCUUGAAGCCCGUAACCAAGCCUUUCAGUGGCUGGAAGACUUUCCUCUCGGCUUCAAGCGCGAGGACCCCAGCACAUACAAGAAUGAGCACCUUCCCAACCACCACAAAGGCGGAAUGAUCCACGGCUACGGUAUUGGCCACGAGCAGUGGGUGUGGAACCUGCGCACUGAGCAGGGUGUCAUCGAUGCGUUCGCCAAGCUCUGGGGCACCGACGAGCUCAUCGUGUCCUUUGACUCGGCUGCCGUCAUGCUUCCCAACCGCACCGACGUCGUCGACGCCGGACGCUGGGAGCACAUUGACCAGUCGCCCUCCCGCCGCGGCCUGUACUGUGUCCAGGGCAUCCUCAACCUCAACGAGUGCGGUCCCGACGAGGGUGGUCUCAUGAUCCUCAAGGGCUCGGCAGCCCUCAUGGAGGAGUUCUUCGACCACUUUGGCCGCGGGGAAACGCGUACUUGGGGUCCCGUGGACUUUUACUCGUUCAUGGACCACCAGCACCAGUGGUUCUUUGACCGCGGAUGCGAGUGGGUCAAGGUUUGCUGCGAGCCUGGUGACCUCAUUCUGUGGGACUCGCGUGCCAUGCACUACAACGUGCGCCCCACUGGCAAGCGCGACAGGACUUGUGCAUACAUUUGCAUGGCACCGGCCAAGCUCCUCUCCGACGAGGACCGUGCGGCGCGUAAGCUGGCGUUUGAGGAGUACCGCGGAACUACCCAUGUCCCAUUCGCCGCGCUUCACGUCCGUCCUCAUGUCCCCGGCAUCCGCGUCGACACUGGUCUCCCCGACCCCAACGACACUGGCAUCCCUCGUGAGCCACGUGCCGCCUCGGACACGGUGCUCAAGCUUGCGGGUAUCAAGGCGUACUAG
Apiotrichum porosum is the source of this 1023-nucleotide messenger RNA. RefSeq lists its product as uncharacterized. The coding region runs from base 1 to 1023 and encodes 340 amino acids. The transcript has 4 exons. Lineage: Eukaryota; Fungi; Basidiomycota; Tremellomycetes; Trichosporonales; Trichosporonaceae. The record is from RefSeq and is a predicted model, not a curated record.